This is a messenger RNA of Eublepharis macularius, 510 nucleotides long. Its product is annotated as cystatin-B-like. NCBI's taxonomy places the organism in Eukaryota, Metazoa, Chordata, Lepidosauria, Squamata, Eublepharidae. Gene Ontology annotation, cellular component: cytosol. Bases 73 to 372 code for a protein of 99 amino acids. The transcript has 3 exons. Gene Ontology annotation, molecular function: cysteine-type endopeptidase inhibitor activity. The record is from RefSeq and is a predicted model, not a curated record.
GGAGGAGGAAGCGGUGGCCGGAGUCGCCCUGCCCCCCCCCUCGGCAGUCAGCUGACGGGCGGGCGGGCGAGGAUGCUGUGCGGCGCGGUGAGCAGCGAGCCCAAGGCGGCCACGGCCGAGACGCAGCAGCUGGUGCAAGCGGUGAAGGCAGAGGUAGAAGAGAAAGAAGGGAAGAGCUUUGACGUCUUCAGUGCAGUAGAGUUUAAAACACAGAUGGUUGCUGGAAUAAACUACUUCAUAAAGGUCCAAACUGGCAAUGAUGAAUACAUUCACCUACGAAUUCACAAAAGCCUUCCUCAUGAAAACAAACCACCGAAGCUCACCAGUUACCAAAGCAACAAGGGAAAGCUUGAGGAGCUAUCUUACUUCUAGAAUUGCUUUUCCAUUUUCCUUACCGCUGUAUUUUACUUCUACAAUGCCUUAGCUAUGUACUGAUCAUACUGAUUCCUGUGACCUACGGUCAUGAUUAUUUUCCUCCGACCUACAUAAAAAGACCCCCUGAAUAACUGA